UAUAGAGGCCAACGCCCCUAGCUUGCCCACUAGCUCAUGCCUAAAUCCCAGGUGGUCCCGGAGAUUCAAUACACUAGUCCCUACGCGUUGCAUUCGACCUACUGAAUCAACUGUCUGUUUUAUGAUGAGCAUGGAUUUAUUGACUCACCGAGCCUCGUCCCAUCCGUGCCACCCAGACCCCUGUUAUCGAUAAGCACGACCAUAAAAAAAGUUCAAAAACUCCCCUCUCCUCCACCAGCAGCCCAAGAAUUGUUUCCGCCGACCUUCAUUCUUCUUAUCUUAACGCCCCCUGCCUUGCCACAAUAAAUUCGCGCCCAUGGCACCAGAACUAGAAACAUCGGCCUCAGCUUCCUGCAAAGUCGUGCUUGCGGCGAACGUUGCGCGGGGCCUUUUGGCGGAGGUCAAUGAGGGGCGCCAGACUCUGAGUACGGCGCCGCACCUUGUGGGGUUUUUGGCCAAUUCAGACCCGGCUGCGAAGAUGUAUGCGGAUUGGACCGAGAAAACUUGUAAAGACAACAACUUCCGCUACACCCUCCGCGCCGUCUCGCGCGAUGAUAUCGAAGAUGCCAUCCUCGCUGCCAACUCAGACCCAGACGUCGACGGCAUAAUUGUUUACUAUCCCAUUUUCAACAACAGACAAGACCAGUAUCUCCAGCAAAUCGUCGAUAUCUCCAAGGACGUCGAGGGCCUCAGCCACCGCUACAUCUUCAACAUGUACCAAAACAUCCGCUUCCUCGACCCCCCGGAGAACAAGCAGAAAUCCAUCUUGCCCUGCACGCCGCUCGCCGUCAUCAAGAUCCUCGAGUACCUACAAAUCUACAACACUAUCCUUCCCUACGGGAACAGGCUGUUUGGACAUACAAUAUGUGUGGUCAAUCGGUCUGAGGUUGUAGGAAGGCCGCUGGCGGCGUUGCUGGCUAAUGACGGCGCAUGUGUGUAUAGUGUGGAUGUCACGGGUGUGCAACAGUUUACGCGUGGGGAGGGAAUUCGGAAGAGACAUCAUGAGGUUAUGGAUAUGGAGGGGUGGGGGUUGGAAGAUGCAGUGCCGCAUUGUGAUGUGGUCAUUAGUGGAGUACCAGGGGAUAAGUUUAAGUUUAAUACGAAGUUGUUGAGACAAGGGGCUGUGUGUAUUAAUUUCUCGAGUGAGAAGAAUUUCGGACCGGAGGUGAAAGAGAAAGCAUCCAUAUAUGUCCCGGCCAUUGGCAAGGUUACAAUCGUUGUGUUGCUAAGAAACUUACUGAGGAUUGUCCAGAACCGCAGCCGUAAUCGGGUCCAACCUGCAGAUGCAGUUGAGAAGCCUGGCACUCUGGAGAGUGUCGUCACUCAGGCAGAGUAA
Histoplasma capsulatum G186AR is the source of this 1336-nucleotide messenger RNA. RefSeq names its product methylenetetrahydrofolate dehydrogenase. The record is from RefSeq and is a predicted model, not a curated record. The coding region runs from base 317 to 1336 and encodes 339 amino acids. Gene Ontology annotation, cellular component: cytosol. Lineage: Eukaryota; Fungi; Ascomycota; Eurotiomycetes; Onygenales; Ajellomycetaceae. The transcript has 5 exons. Gene Ontology annotation, biological process: purine nucleobase biosynthetic process. Gene Ontology annotation, molecular function: methylenetetrahydrofolate dehydrogenase (NAD+) activity; methylenetetrahydrofolate dehydrogenase (NADP+) activity.